Callorhinus ursinus (northern fur seal) is the source of this 678-nucleotide messenger RNA. The record is from RefSeq and is a predicted model, not a curated record. Lineage: Eukaryota; Metazoa; Chordata; Mammalia; Carnivora; Otariidae.
AUGUGCGGCGGCCCCAGAGAAGAUCCCAAAGGUCGGGUCCUGAGCUCCCCGCGGGCGGCGGCGGGGGGCUGGCAUAACCGCUGUCCUCCGCGGCGGUUGGAAGGAUGCGGCUGGCGACUCUCGCGCCCGCCGCUGCUGUGUCCCGUGUCCCUCGCCCCCCGGGGCACUGGCCCUGCUGCCGCCUCCCUGGAGCCCUGGGUCCCUCAGUUCCCGGGGCCGGCGUCCCCGCUUCCCCCGCAUCCGGCCGUACCUGGCCCUGCCGCCGAGCCCGCUCCCCGCUCCCCGCUCCGAGGGUCGGGGCCCCGGAACUCGGGGGCGACGCGCGCUGCCCUCGGGGACCGGAGAGAGAGAGCGCGGAGGUUCCAGGGCUCCGAGGCCGCGGCGGCCGCCCGGACCCAGACGCCCAGGAGGCCGGUCCCGGUUCCGCGGAGGUCAACCCCGCCGUCCUGGACGGUCCCCACGGAGCGCGGGCGACACCCGGUGCCACCGGCUGCAGCCCCGUGCGCGCAGCCCGAGGCGACCGAGUCCCGCGGACCCGGACCGUUGCCCUCGCCCCUUGCCCUCACUGCCUUUCUCUCCAGCCUUCCGCCCUCUGCGCGCCCGUUCUCUGUCCCCGCCCGUGGCCCUCCUGAGCCGUGGGGCAGGGCGCGGGGCUCGGGUGCUAGGACACCUCGCUGA